AUGUACUCCAGGAACCUUCUUGCUCUCGUGGGCCUGUACGCGCUCACAUCGGCCGAUCCAAAUCCUGUGCCUCAAAGUGUCGCCAGCAUCCAGGCCAACAUUCAAGCCGCUCAAGGCGUCAUCCUGACCAUCAUCAACGACCUCGCUCAACAGAGAUCCGCCGUGGCCGACUUCUCUGCCUUACAAGCCGGCCUAGCUCCACUCGUCACCUUCACCUGUCCUCCAGCUGCGCCCUUGGCUGCUGCAGCUUCCAGCAACCAAGCGAUCCAAUAUCUACAGGAAGUCCAGCUCGAGCUCAACAUUGUGUCGCUUGCCAUCCAGGACGCUGAUACUGCAGGUGCUCAGAAUGGGGUGUGCACAGCUAUCGGCUACUUCACGGCGGCGGGUGCCUUCAUCACUCCAUCUGGUCAGCCUACCUCGACCUCCCCUGAACUUACUUCACCGCCUACCACAUCCCCGACCCCAACACCAACAGACUGCACAUCACAAGAGAAUAGCUGCCGCACCGCUCCUAACGCAAACCAAUCCUUUUGCUCUGCACAAGCAGCAAGUUGCCAAGCGACCUGCAGUACCAACUUCAACGCCUGUUCGACCGCCCCGAAUGCCAACCACGCAUACUGCGCAUCCCAGUACGCUGCCUGCCUUGGCUACAACCCGUUCACCACCGCCUCGACCACCCUGAUGACUUCGACCUCCUCGGCACCUUUCGUGUGCAAUCUUGCGCACAGCUACCCUACACCGCUGACAUGUAUUCAGACUAAUGGUUCGAUCGCGCUUGUAACGAACACUCUGUUGCCCCAUUAG
Molecule: messenger RNA, 804 nt
Organism: Recurvomyces mirabilis
Lineage: Eukaryota; Fungi; Ascomycota; Dothideomycetes; Mycosphaerellales; Teratosphaeriaceae
Exons: 1
Coding region: 1-804 (267 amino acids)
Source: RefSeq, a predicted model, not a curated record